GUAUGAAGGUCCUCAUUUCCCUCAUAAUGAUUGUUGUCAUAGUAGCCUCAAAGACGACGCUAGCUGAAAGUGGAGACUACAAGUUCACGAUAAGUUUCUCAAAGAACUCAAGCAACAGCAGCAAUUCUGAUGUAUCGUUAGGUUUGACCGUAGGGUCAACAUCUCAACCAUUGUCAAACAGUCAAUUGGCAUCAGGAGUGUGUGUGAAUGUGGGAACUAACAAUUACCAAUUAGGCACACAGAGCACUACUUUGAAAGGAUUUGCCAUUGAAUGGACCUGCUCAAGCGCCUGUACAUCCUUGGCUGCUGUCUACUUCGGAGUGAACUUCUAUGCAGGUGCUAGCUUUGGCCAAACUACUGUGCAUGUCCCCUCAGCUCAGAGUUCUUUGAGUGCUGUUACUUCUCCAGCUGGUACUAACGACAAUAAUUCUACUGCUAAGACUAUUUCGCAUAGUUGGGCUGGACUGACUCCUACUCAGCUAGCCAGUAUUGUCUACUUCCCAAACCAGACUGAGACCUGGUAUGUCAGAUGCUUUGGAAAGUUCAAUUACGCUUCCUCUCUUAACUACGCUAGUGGAAUCACUGAUCUGACCUCAACUGUUGGAAAUGGGAAGAACUUGUCUUUGAAUGGUCACGGAUAUCAAGCAGCCACCAUCCUCGCUGUUGUAGGAACCCUGGUUGCAUCUCUUACAUAAG
Moneuplotes crassus is the source of this 696-nucleotide messenger RNA. The record is from the annotation of a GenBank genome assembly. NCBI's taxonomy places the organism in Eukaryota, Ciliophora, Spirotrichea, Euplotida, Euplotidae.